Micromonas pusilla CCMP1545 is the source of this 1999-nucleotide messenger RNA. RefSeq lists its product as uncharacterized. Gene Ontology annotation, cellular component: COPII-coated ER to Golgi transport vesicle; endoplasmic reticulum. The coding region runs from base 1 to 1200 and encodes 399 amino acids. The transcript is spliced from 2 exons. The record is from RefSeq and is a predicted model, not a curated record. Lineage: Eukaryota; Viridiplantae; Chlorophyta; Mamiellophyceae; Mamiellales; Mamiellaceae.
AUGGGCCUCGCCGCGCGCGUCAAGCUCUUCGACGCGUACCACAAGCCGGAGCGACACCUCACGAAGAAGACCGCCGCGGGCGGCGCGGUGACGCUCUCGUCGCUCCUUCUCAUGGCGUUCGUCUUCGUCUUCGAGCUGCGAUCGUACCUCGCGACCGAGCGCGUGACGACGACGGGCGUGGACGUCACCCGCGACGAGAUGCUCGCCAUCAACGUCGACGUGACGUUCACGUCGCUGCCGUGCCAGACGCUGUCGCUCGACGCGCUGGACGCGAGCGGGAAGCACGACCAAGACGUCGGCGGCGAGCUGCACAAGACGCGCGUCGAUCGAUUCGGACGCGCGAUCGCGACGUACGAGUCGCACCGCGAAAACGACGACGGCGUCGUGAACUUGAUCACCGAGCUGUUCUACGGGUUCGAGACGGAGGGCCACAAGGCGCACGUGGACGAGAUUAAGACGGCGUUGAGCGCGGGGGAGGGGUGCCGCGUCCACGGGAGGCUGAAAGUGCAGAGAGUCGCGGGGAACUUUCACGUGUCGGUGCACGGCGAGGACGCGAGGACGCUUCGCGCUACGUUUGAACAUCCGAGAAACGUAAACAUGUCGCACGCGGUGCACAGGCUGUCGUUCGGGAAGAGUUUCCCGAGGAAAGAAGACCCGCUGUCGGGGUUCACGAGGACGACGAGGCACGCGAACGAGACGGGGACGUACAAGUACUUUUUGAAAGUCGUCCCGGUGACGUACACGGGGAAGAGCUCGCCGAGCGCGCUGAAGGCGUACGAACGAAAGUUUCGCCGAGAGUCCGCCGCGCUCGCGAUCGAGACGAAGAGGAAGAAGAAGCGGCUGGAGAAGAUGCGCGCGCGAGGCGUCGAGGGCGGCGGCGGCGGUGGCGGCGGCGGCGGCGGCGGCGGCAAAGAGCGGUGGGUCGAGGCGAAGACGCCGCGCGGGGUCACGCGGACGAAUCUGUACUCGGUGACCGAGACGUACAUUCCGACGAAAAAUUGGAACGGCGGGUCGCUGCCCGCGGUGUACUUCAUCUACGACCUGUCGCCGAUCGCGGUGACGAUAUCGGACGCGCGGAAGAGUUUCGGGCACUUCUUAGCGCGGACGGUCGCUGGCGUGGGGGGGGCGUACGCGAUCGCGGGGCUGAUCGAUCGGAUGAUUCAUCACAGCCUGACCGUGCCCCCGGGGAAAUUGCACUGAUCAUUCGGCGAUCCGUCGUGCGAAGCAACGACGCUUCGUCUAGCUAAGUUAGGGUGAUCGAGUCGAUCGUCUACGUCACGUUCGUUGAGUCUCCUCUCCUCUUCUUCUCUCGCGCUCCGCUUCGACGCUGCCGAGCUUCCGAAUGCGCCGCUUCUUCCUCGGGACCGCGUCUUCGUCCGCGGCGGCGGCAGCGGCGGCGGCGGCGCUCGCGUCUCCGCCCACCCCGCGCUUCGUCGCGCCGCCGCCGCCCGCCGCGAUCGCGUUUCGGAGCAACAGCGUGCACCCCGCGAGCUCCCCGCGCGCGUGGUCCGCCGCGUCCACUCGCGCGCCGACCCACGCGCCGCCGCACCGCAGCGGCACGAGGUAACAUCCGUCCUGUGGGACCCAAACGCCGCGGACGUCGCCGGCCCAAUUUGGCGCGGGAACGUUGUCGCGUUCGCCGGCGUCGCCGUCGCCGGCGGCGCGCGAAAGCGGCACCGGUUUCGCGCACGCGCUUCGAGCGGCGACCGCGUCGUCGCGAGGCAGCACGUAUACCUCCGUGUGCCCGUCGUCGUCGACGUCGACGUCGACGCGCGCGCCGGCGCCGGCGUCGCCGUUCAUCUCGAGUAACGUUCGGAGGUAGGACAGGUCGAGACGUUCGACGCGGACGCCGGAGCGGGAGGCGAGGGGACCGAGCGCGCCGAGGGGUUCGCACCCGCACGACGCGCACAGCGACCGCGGCGGUCGCGGUUCUUCCUCUUCUUCUUCCUCCUCUUCUUCCUCUUCUUCCGGAUCAGGUUCAGGUUGCGUCCCUCGCACG